AUGGGGUCAUCGCCUUCUGAACCAAGCUCUGAGUCUAGUGAGAACUCACCAAGGUCAGGCUCAUAUGGCUCUCUAGCGGUGGAAGAAGGGCGAAAGUGUGAUACCCCGUAUCAAGACCUAAAACAUCCCAAAGGCCGGGAUGGGAAGAUCAACACUCUGGGAUUGGAAGACAAAGACGUGGGAUCUAAACCAGAGAUCACAACGAAGACUUGGAUCAAGACAGGAUCAAGAACGAUCGAGCAGAAGUGA
This is a messenger RNA of Microthlaspi erraticum, 249 nucleotides long. The record is from the annotation of a GenBank genome assembly. NCBI's taxonomy places the organism in Eukaryota, Viridiplantae, Streptophyta, Magnoliopsida, Brassicales, Brassicaceae.